This is a messenger RNA of Morus notabilis, 866 nucleotides long. RefSeq lists its product as uncharacterized. The record is from RefSeq and is a predicted model, not a curated record. NCBI's taxonomy places the organism in Eukaryota, Viridiplantae, Streptophyta, Magnoliopsida, Rosales, Moraceae. Bases 60 to 419 code for a protein of 119 amino acids. The transcript has 6 exons. Gene Ontology annotation, cellular component: cytoplasm; nucleus. Gene Ontology annotation, molecular function: protein folding chaperone; protein-folding chaperone binding.
GUCAGAACAGAAAAACACGAAAAAGAAAAAAACAGAAGAAAAGAAAAGAAGAGAAAAAUAUGAAGGGUGAUGAAGCCAAGCUUUUGCUCGGAUUCGCUCCCAAUUCUCGGCCUAGUCCUUCUCAGGUGAAAGCAGCUUACAAAAGAAAGGUAUGGGAGUGUCAUCCUGACCUCUUCCCAGCUCGUCAUAAAAAGCCUCUUGCAGAGUCUAACUUCAAACUGAUAUCAGAAGCUCACACUUUCCUUCUUUCGGGUGGGAAUGGUGAAUAUUUAAGUUCAGGUGUCUUGAUUAGCAACAUAUUCGCGAGUUGUGAAAACGGGAGUUCCAAGGGCACAAGGGGGAAGUUACAGAAAUCACGCUUUGAUUCAAAUGCCCUUCCUAUUUCUUGUUCUGGGAACAGUUGCACUCGGAGGGUUUAAUGCUUCCAGAGCUUACAAGAAGCAAAAAGAGGCAUACCCUUCUCACAAUCCCUUUCUUCCUUGAUUUGGUCCUGUGACUGGUACCAAAGCGGAUGCUCAUUUAAUGUUGGUGAAUAGAAAUGCUUCAAGAAAUUAGUUUCCUGGUAACGAGUUUACUAGCGACGACAUAAAAUUCGCCGCUGAAGACUCUUUAACAGCAAUACUAAUGUCAUCAAUAAAUACAACCCAUAAUUUAAAGGCAGUUAAUAUCUCUUAUUUCUUUCUUGUUUCUUUGUUCUUUUGAGUUGAAUUCGUUGCACAUAUUUGCACAUUUUGAUUGCUAACUUUUUGCCUGUAUGUUGUAAUGGUGCUCUCCUCUAUAUACGAUUCUCUAUUUCAUUUUAAAUCAAUAUUCUUGUUUUGUCUCUAUUCUGUUUUUCUUCCAUUUCUUGUCAGCGGAUGCUUUUC